Messenger RNA from Ambispora gerdemannii, 1410 nucleotides. The record is from the annotation of a GenBank genome assembly. NCBI's taxonomy places the organism in Eukaryota, Fungi, Glomeromycota, Glomeromycetes, Archaeosporales, Ambisporaceae.
AUGUCUUUACUACAGAAAUUUGGAAGUUUCCGUGAAAGAACAUCACGAAGAAGCGAACUAGUGACUAGCAUUCAUCAAACAACCACAGCAACACCCACAACACCCACAGCAAAAACCACAGACCAAACAAAAACAUCAUCGAAAUUUAAAUUCAGUAAAAAACUCCACAUUCCAUUCUUCAACAACACUGCAAAAACAGCACCAUCGGAUGCCACACUUCACCCAACUGUUCACUCGCCAUCUCCAUCAUCAAAUAGCAGCACCACAUUAGUAAAUGAUUUGGAUGAUGAUAAAGCUUCAGCAAAAUCGGUUUCAUCAUCACACAAGAAGAAUAAUCUUCAUCAACGUCGUCAGACAAUCAUUCAUCGUAUUGAUAAUGGCUGCAAACGAAAUACUAUUUGGACAGAUACAGUUGAUACGGAAUUGGCUAAUAAUUUGUCUCCUUUGGAAUUAAAACGUCAAGAAGUUUUAUUUGAAAUAAUAAAAACAGAAGCAGAAUAUGUACGAGACCUUCGAUUGAUCGAAGAACUUUUCAUUCAACCAAUCAAAGCGGCCGAGGCUAAAUGCAACAAGACAGCAGUCCCAGAGAAUCUUACUAAAGUGUUCAAUGCCAUCUCAUACUUCCUAUUCAUCCAUGAGGUCAUCAGCAAUUGCUUAAAUGAACGACAAGAGAAUGAAGCUCCAUUAGUACGAAGUAUCUCUGAUAUCUUAUUAGCCUACGUAUGGGUCUUCCGUGCAUAUGCACCAUAUCUUAUCCACUACGAAGAAGCUUUACGAGAACUUAAUGAAAGUCUACGACGAAAGGAUAAACUAGGAAGAUUAGUCAAAAAGCAACAAAAAAUACCAGCAUGCCGUAACAUGCCAUUGACAACAUACUUAUUAAAGCCAUUCCAACGUCUUCUUAAAUAUCCACUCUUGAUUCAAAAUCUGCUCAAAUACACCGACAAAGACUUAGGGAACGACUAUGAAAACACUGUCACCCUGAAAACAAAACUCGACGACGUUCUUCAGGAUGUCGAGGAACAAAAACGAACACACGAGAACAAGGAACGUCUUCGUGGUCUUGAAUCAAGAAUCCACGGAUUAGCCGGAUUCCGAUUGGCAGUUGACAAUCGACAAUUACUACGAGAAGAACCAGCUUUUCAAUAUUUAACACUCGUGAAGAAACCAUCAGUUCGUAAAUCUUUGACUGUCUUGACAUCACCAUCAGCCAAUCUUAGACGUCAUUCAGUACGAAAUCUUUAUGCAUUAGAAUGUAACGAUAUUGUAUUGUUGGCCGAGAAGACUGGCGAGAAUCGUAAUGGUGAUGCGAUCUAUCGACUGAUUUCAAAUCCACAAAGAUCACCUUUGGAUGAAGAACCAGUGAUCGUUCGUAAAGCAUCGGAUUCUGGAGUUUUUUACGACAACUAA